AUUUAGUUUUUGAUCUUUUUGUAACAAAUAGUUAAAGCGAAAUUUAUUUUGUUUGGGGAUGAUAGUUGGGGACUGAAAACACGAUGUAGAUCUAAGUUGAGACAAAUGGGAGUAGAAAACUGCAUAAACUUGUUUGAUACGGGAAAAGUUUUUAAAUAACCCGGAAUGAUUUUUUCCUUUGCUUUUCUUUUAGAACCCCCAAUUGGGGUUUUUUAUUUGUAACUUUAAUAUCUCCGCUCUGAUCAUACAUAUUUCUAUUUAUUUUGAGCUAAAAUCGAAAACUCUUUUGUAAAAUCCUAAAAUAUUAAAUCUAUAUUUAUAUUUCAGAACAUAAUGGCGUUGUUAGAAGGAAAUAAUAAUAUUAGGAAUUCGUCCCAUGGAGCAGAGAAGAGGAACGUCUUCAUCAAGUCAAAUAUUGAAACAGGAUCCAGUUUGAGUUUUGGAGCAGUAACAAAUAAGAAGCGCAGUUUACUGAUGAAAGACUUGACUAAGGUGAACAAACACAUGGUAUCUCUGCUGAAGGAAAGUAGACCUGGAUUUGAGGCAGUUCUUCAGUUUAUUCUCAGGUUUCAGUUCCUCAGUGAUAAUGAAGACGAUCUUCUCUCUGCUCUUUCAAGCUUUGGUUCAGAGUUCGAGGAGUUCACUAUUACAGAAAGGGGUCCAGAUGAAGAAGAAGAGGAGAGUAUUAUUGUACCAAGAGUCCAGCAUAUUGCAGUCAGUGAUGAGAAAUACUCAAAACCUUGGAAGAACAAGAAGAAGGGUUUUCUCAAGGUCCGGGUUAUAGAGUCCAAGCUGGACAGGUCUACGCUGAAUAUCUGUGAGCCAAACAGCAAUAAGGUUGUAAUCACCAAGAAACCAAACCUGGAGAAAAUCCCCGGCUCUUUAGCAACUGAUCAGAACUUCAUCAACCAGCCUAUUGACUGGAGUAACAAGAAUAACCCUUUUCCACAUAACAUCAUUAAUCAGUCCCCUGACCAGAACAUUUUGAAACAGAGAGUCAACCAGAGCAUAAUGGAUCAGUCUGUCUUCAGGAGCAUACUAAACCAGGCUCCUGACCGGAGCAAUAUCAACCUUAAAUAUGACCAGAGCAUCAUGAACCUCUUCAGUCCUGAGAGUAGGAAGCAACAAGAAGUAAAUGAGGUUGAGAUCCUAGAAGACAAUGGACCUCCAUGUUUAACCCCUGAGAUAACAGAGCUCCAUCCAUUUCCACUAGGGAUAAACAGACUGGUGCACCAUGGACAUUCCGCCACCCCUCUUCAUCGGGAUCCUCAGAUAUCCCGUCUACUGGAUAUCCAUGGAUAUCCAACCACCCCUCUUCUUAAGAAACAUGGAACUCCAACCACCCCUGUGCCGGAAAUCCGUGCAACCAUCUCGCUACUUGAGCAUCUUGAACGUCCGACCACCUCAGUUCCAGAAACCCAUGGACCUCCGACCAACUCUCCGCUGGACCACCAUCGAUACCCAAAAACCCCUUUACGUCAAAUGCGCUUUUAUCCCUCUACCACCAGCUAAACAUCAGGAAGGGUAUAUACUAUUCAAGCAAAGUGAAAAAGGUUUUUUUGAAAGAUGUUAAUUAAGUCAUAUUGUGAAUGCCAACAGUAUAAAUUUGAAAAAAAAUCUAGGAAUAUUUUGCAAAAAUAAUAUUCAUGUUUUUUAACAAAAGUUUAAUUUUGUAU
This is a messenger RNA of Eurytemora carolleeae, 1676 nucleotides long. RefSeq lists its product as uncharacterized. Bases 334 to 1512 code for a protein of 392 amino acids. The transcript has 12 exons. NCBI's taxonomy places the organism in Eukaryota, Metazoa, Arthropoda, Copepoda, Calanoida, Temoridae. The record is from RefSeq and is a predicted model, not a curated record.